AUUCCUGUCAUGUUUUAUCUGUCCUCGACAUUUCAAUUUGUUUCUCAUGUUCAGCAACCUUCCUUACCAGAAUUCAUCCAAUAUGUCGGCCACGCCCCCGGAAACCCCCGAGUCUGAACCACCUCCUAAGACAGUCGUCCCACACGUGCUGUGUGACUGCUGUUCCCGUAUCGUCAAGAAGUCGGAGAUCAUCCAGGCAUUCGCUGCCGGCAGACUGACAGAGUAUAUGGACACCACCCGUUUGAAGAACGCAUUAUCUUCUAAAUGGUUCCUUCACAAUUACAGCGUCAAUUAUCUCUCGAAAUCAAGCGCCACCGGGUGUCAUCUUUGUUCCUUGGCUGUUGCACAAUUCGAUUUAGAUCAUGACAGAAACUAUCAGUCUUUCGUGUCAAUUUUUGCAAGGGACAGGGGCAUUCGAGGACAUGCAGUCAUCUUCAGAUUUCAUCACACGUGUCUCCUCAAGUCUACGGACGAGCUCAUGAAACAGGUUUUGGACGAUUUCGAUGGCAUGGACACCCUACUAUCUCGGACUCUAGAUUUUAUACCCGGGGGUUACUUCACGGACCUCCAGUUGACGAGGGUUAUGAGUAAAGGUGCAGUAAACACCUUCCAGCCCCAAUCAAUAUCUACCGCACAGGCGUGGAUGAAUGGUUGUCUCCGGAACCACCCGAAAUGCCACCGAAAACCGUUUGGUAUGAGCAGUACGGAGCAUGAAUUGCUCCCGACAAGGCUAAUCGACAUUGGAACAGUCGAUGGAAAGCUUGCACCACGACUGAUUCUCACGUCAACCUCCGAAAACGUAUCGAUCCAAUACUUGACAUUAAGUCAUUCUUGGGCCAUAACUUCAACCGACUCGGCUUUGAAAUUGACAAGCAGAAACCUGGAGCUCCUGCAAAUACAUAUACCUAUAGAAGGCCUCCCGCGAACAUUCCAGGAUGCCUUGGAAAUUACCCGACGACUUGGAUAUCGAUACCUGUGGAUUGAUUCUUUAUGCAUUAUGCAAGAUUCGGAAAGUGACUGGCACAGGGAGGCUCUUUCUAUGAGCAGCAUCUAUGGCAAUUCAUCGUGCAAUAUUGCUGCUUUAGGGGUUGAUGGAGCCGACACUUGCUUCAGGCAACGGAAUCCGCUUCAGGUCAUUCCAUGCCAAAUCACGCAGCAACAGGAUGGAACUAGCAUCUACGCGGGUCCAAAGCUCGAGUUGGACACGCCUCUCUUGAGGCGAGGCUGGGUUAUGCAAGAAAGACUUUUAUCUCCGCGUGUUCUCUAUGCUGGAGCCGCACGACUUUUUUGGGAGUGUUGUUCCCACACGGCUUCCGAGGAUCUGCAAAGCUUAUAUGGAGAACAGCUUCUACGACAACCGAAACAGGCCUGUGUCUGGGUCGGAUUUCUGAAGGCCAACAAGUACUGCACCAAGUCGGAUUUUGAGUUGCUCUGUGGAUCUCAAACCUCUAGACCUGAAUCAGGCGAAAUGUCUCAAGGUCUGCCAGACCCCAGACUAAAAUUUGCUCAAGCCUGGUUAAAAAUAGUCAGAGGUUAUCAAAGGACCGAAUUCACCUACGAAUCAGAUAGGCUCAUUGCUCUUUCUGGAGUGGCCAAGGCCAUUGAACAUAGCAAAGGAUUCACAUACGUGGCUGGGACAUGGAAGGAACUCUGGCCCCUGGAUCUCUUGUGGUUGUAUUCUCAGCGGUACCCAUCCCAAGAGGAAGUCGGUUUUACGAUACCCACGGUGCCUUCGUGGUCCUGGGCUGCUAUAAAAUGGGACAAGAACUUUUAUCUGGAGAACCGUAUCGGCUUUUAUAUGGACCGAAUCACUUACCUGGCACAGUUUAAUGGGUUCACUUGUCCCACAUCCACAGCUCGAUACACUGGUUCGAGGGCAGAUGAGAAGGGAAUAAGACUCACCCUAAAAAGCCGGGUCAAGAGAGGGUUGGCGACCUGGAGAUCGAAGUGGUCUGGAUAUUCGGUGUUAACAGUGCGACCGAGCGACAAAGUAUGGGUUGAUGUUGACUGCACAUGGGACCCGGGCCAGACUCCAAAGCUAGGCGAAUCAGUGCACCUUUUGAUGCUAAUAUCCGGGAGCAACAACACGGGUUUCCCCUUUCACGUAGGACUGGCCGUGAUGCAGGCGGAGGGCGUACAGAAGAAAGACGGGCAGCCUUGCUACAGACGCGUGGGCUACUUCGAAGGGGAUUUUGGGAACCAUGAAACCUGGGACGAGGAAACGAUUUGUCUCUGUUGAUGGUUCCAUGAGAUAGGCAUAGGGAAAGGGAUUGGGG
Neurospora crassa OR74A is the source of this 2276-nucleotide messenger RNA. RefSeq lists its product as hypothetical. The transcript has 2 exons. Lineage: Eukaryota; Fungi; Ascomycota; Sordariomycetes; Sordariales; Sordariaceae. The record is from RefSeq and is a predicted model, not a curated record. Bases 47 to 2239 code for a protein of 730 amino acids.